Molecule: messenger RNA, 2759 nt
Organism: Callorhinchus milii (elephant shark)
Lineage: Eukaryota; Metazoa; Chordata; Chondrichthyes; Chimaeriformes; Callorhinchidae
Product: volume-regulated anion channel subunit LRRC8C
Exons: 3
Coding region: 4-2472 (822 amino acids)
Molecular function (GO): protein binding
Source: RefSeq, a predicted model, not a curated record
GAAAUGAUUCCAGUGACCGAGUUAUCAUAUUUCGGGGAGCAGGACCCAGCAUUCAAAAUCCUGAAGCCCUGGUGGGAUGUGUUUGCCGAGUACCUGACCCUACUCAUGGUCAUGGUGUCAAUGUUUGGAGGAGCACUGCAGGUAUCAAACGAGCGGAUUCUGUGUAUCCCAGUGUCUCAGGGUGUCUCCUUGCAGGAUCGCCAAUCGAACCAAUCCGUAUCGGACGGGAUGAGGCCGAGUGCCUUCACGGCUGGUGGCUUCAAGUCCGGGCUGGACAUCCAGCAGUACUACCUGAUUAACCAGUGGUGUUACGACCACUCGGUCAUUUGGUUCUCCAAGUACUUCCCCUAUCUGGUCCUCCUUCAUUCGAUGAUAUUUCUGAUCAGCAGCAACUUUUGGUUCAAGUUUCCCGGCACCAGUUCCAAGAUCGAGCACUUCAUCACAGUGCUGGGCAAAUGCCUGGAUUCCCCUUGGACCACCAGGGCGUUGUCAGAAACCGUGUACGAAGAGUCAAGUCCUAGGAUAUCUACCGUCGCCGCCUCGAAUGUGGACCAGUCGGUGUCUUCCAUCCACACACCGCUGAGAGCAGAAUCCUCUCUCGUUUCGCUAUCGCAGGAGAUCGCGUUCAGCAACGAGGUGCCCAGCCGAGAUGAGGCCUCUCUCCUGUCUCGGAGCUCCUCGCAGCUGCUGAAGUCCUCCGCUGGCGGGCUGAUGAUGAUGGUGGACACGUCUGCGGUGAAGAUCCUGGACAAGAAGGAAGGGGAACAGGCCAAGUCCCUGUUCGAGAAGGUCAAGAAGUUCCGCCUUCACACGGAGGAGGAGGGCGACAUCCUGUACAAGAUGUACCUGAAGCAGACGGUCGUGAGGGCGGUUCAGAGCGCCAUCAUCCUAAUCUACAUCAGCGUCUUCAUCCCGCGAAUGGGCAACGUCAUCCACUGCGUGGACUCCCUGCACAUCACUGGCUUCACAGACUUCUUCUGCAUCCACGGCCUGUGGCGAAUGUUCCGCAUGUUAUCGUUGGUGUACAUCACGGCCAUCCUCCUCUACAGCGGCACCUGUGUCUAUACCCUGCACUGGAUCCUGUAUUACAAGCUCAGGCAGUAUUCCUUCGAGAACGUCAGGGUGGAGACGGGGAUGGAUGACAUUCCCGACGUGAGGAAUGACUUUGCCUUCCUGUUGCACCUGAUCGAUCAGUACGACAAGCUGUACGCCCGCAAGUUCGCCGUCUUCCUCUCGGACGUGAGCGAAAACAAACUCCUGCAGCUCAACCUGAAUCACGAGUGGAGCCUGGAGAGGCUCAAACAGCGGCUGGUCGUCAACAGAGAGAACCAGGUGGAGAUGCACCUGUUCAUGAUGCCUGGCAUCCCCUUCCAGGUGUACGACCUGACCGAGAUCGAAGUCCUGAAGCUGGAACUCAUCAAGGGCAUCACCAUCUCGGCCGCCAUCGCCAACCUCAAGACGCUGAGGGAGAUGUGGCUGUACAACUGCUCGGUGAAGGUCGAGAGACAGGCGUUGCUCUUCCUGAGGGAGAACGUGAGCACUUUACGGGUCCGCUUCGGCAUCGCCGAUGAAAUCCCACCCUGGAUAUUCACCCUGAGGAGCCUGAGGGAGCUCUACAUCGAGGGGCACCUCCAGACGGACAGUAAGGUCUCCACGGCACUGCAGAUGUUCAGCGAGCUGCCCAACAUCAACACUCUACACCUGAAAACCAAUGUCACCAAACUGCCCACUGCCAUCCUGGACAUGGCGGCUCGGCUCCAGCGCCUGAUCAUCCACAACGAGGGAGUGAAGAUCACCUCUCUUGCCAACAUCAAGAAGCUCUUCUACCUGACACUGUUGAGGCUGCUUCACUGCAACCUGGAGAGAAUACCCAGCGCUGUCUUCAGCCUGACCAACCUGCAGGAGUUGGAUCUGAAAGACAAUAACCUGAAUUCCACAGAGGAGCUGGCCAGCUGUCAGCACCUCCGCAAGCUCACCUGCCUCAAACUGUGGCAUAACAACGUCCCCUCCAUCCCCGUCCACAUCGCCAAGGUCACCUCGCUCGAAAUGCUCCAUCUCAACAAGAACAAGAUCGAGGUCCUCCCACCCGCCUUGUUUAAGCUCACCAAACUGCUCUUCCUGGACCUCUCCCACAACAACAUCUCCCGCAUUCCUCCGGAAAUAGGGGAACUCACGGAACUUCAACAUUUCGCUAUCGAGUGCAACAAGGUGAACAAGAUUCCCGAGACUCUUUCCUCCUGCGUCAAGCUGCGGGCACUGAUUAUCUCGUACAAUCGCCUGACCCACCUGCCUCCUUCCAUUGGGCUUCUGCGGCAUCUGCAACUCCUCGACCUGAAGUGCAACAAACUGGACAAGCUUCCCGUCGAACUGGGCCAGUGUGUUCACCUCCGCAGGAGCCAGCUGAUCAUUGAAGAGGAUAUUUUUAAGACCCUCCCUCCGGAGAUCAGAGAGCAGUUUACUAACCCUUCAUAGAGCAGAAAUAUUGUUGAUGUGCGGGCAGAAACAGGAUGAACCAACGGCCAAAUUGAACUUAAAUGGGUACCGACUGUAGUCGUUGUUGAGGAAAAGUACUUUAAUAAAACCAUUAUAUACACUGAAAUAUUUGAAUGGUCUGAUACAACAAUGAAUGGAGUUGUAGUUCUUUGGACCAACAAAAAAAAACAGAGUGGUGCCAUUGGGAUAUUGACGGUAAACUUCAACCAAAUCUACAGGAGACUUACCUUUUUGAUCGUGCUUAUGGUCAACUCUCUCCUCCCUCU